CUCUGAUUAGUGGCAGGGGAAGCUCUAUAAAUUCACCCACGCUUAAUUUUUUUCUUAAACCUUUAAAAUGUUGCUUCCUGCACUCUUCCUCCUCUUGCAAGUUUCAUUGGGAGAUUUUUUCAUUCUCCGAGCGCCAGACUGCAACAUCCAAAUCUCGAAUUUGGACCCUGAACCCAUUGUUGUGGACGGCACUUACACGUUUCUUUAUGCCGCUCCGGAUGCCUCAUCAGUACUUGUAAAGUCGGGAGAAACAAUCAUAAUUUCCUGUCCCGGAGGAGAAAUAACAGUCGGUUCGACUAGCUUUAAUUCAACCGUUUCAGCGACUUGUGUUUCAAACAGCGAUUUUUCGGUUGGUUCCGCCACCAUAAAUUUCAACCAAAUCGUCUGCUCCUGGAACCCGUUUCACACAGCGAGGUACACGGGAAAAUCAUGCGAAAAACAAGGCAAAGAAAUCGAAGUUGGGUUCGUCAUUAAUGAAAAUUUCGCCCGCGAAAUUACAAUCUGUUUCGACAAUGCUAACUUGAACACUUUGUACUCCUCGUAUGAAAUCACCAAGUCUAUAGGCCACCACGAAAGUGGCGUAAGUCGCCCGUUUUUCAUCGAAGAUGACUUCUACAACCUCGACGUAAAAGUCAACAGUUUGUAUGUGCGAGGGGGGCAAAGAACCACAAUCAACAGUCUGUUGGGGCUCCCAGCUGACUCAACCAAAUACAUUCAAGACGGCAACGACUUCUACCUUGCAAGGGGGCACUUUGCCGCCAAAGCCGACUUCGUGUACGCCCCCCAACAGACCGCAACCUUUCACUACGUAAAUGUCGCCCCCCAGUGGCAGAGUUUCAACGGUUACAACUGGAACCAAGUCGAGAGUGAUGUCCGGGAUUACGCCGAAAAAAACGGAAUUGAUUUAAAAAUGUACACCGGGACUUACGGUGUCACAACUCUGCCGCAUGAGGAAACGGGGGAGGAAACGCCGCUUUAUUUGUACAUUGGGAGUAACGGGAUUCAAGGGAUUGCAGUCCCGGAACUCUACUGGAAAGUGGCCUACAAUCCCGAAACGCAACUCGGCGUUGCGCUGCUUGGGAUUAAUAAUCCCUAUCAGAAAGAUAUAAACAAGAGUAUUAUUUGUGAGGACGUUUCGGCGAAAAUUAAUUGGCUGCAUUGGAACGCAUCUGAUACAAAAGCUGGGUAUUCGUACGCUUGUGAAGUUGACGCGUUCAGGAAACGAGUCACUUAUUUACCUGAUUUUGUAGUUAAGGGACUCCUGUUGUAACUGAUAAAACACGAUUGAAAAACAAUGAUAAGAAUUAAGUAUUAA
Messenger RNA from Tribolium castaneum (red flour beetle), 1315 nucleotides. RefSeq lists its product as uncharacterized. Gene Ontology annotation, biological process: apoptotic DNA fragmentation. Gene Ontology annotation, cellular component: nucleus; mitochondrial inner membrane. Gene Ontology annotation, molecular function: RNA endonuclease activity; nucleic acid binding; metal ion binding. The transcript is spliced from 2 exons. The coding region runs from base 68 to 1270 and encodes 400 amino acids. NCBI's taxonomy places the organism in Eukaryota, Metazoa, Arthropoda, Insecta, Coleoptera, Tenebrionidae. The record is from RefSeq and is a predicted model, not a curated record.